Molecule: messenger RNA, 1804 nt
Organism: Dermacentor silvarum
Lineage: Eukaryota; Metazoa; Arthropoda; Arachnida; Ixodida; Ixodidae
Product: FAD-dependent oxidoreductase domain-containing protein 1
Exons: 9
Coding region: 172-1650 (492 amino acids)
Cellular component (GO): cytoplasm
Molecular function (GO): oxidoreductase activity
Source: RefSeq, a predicted model, not a curated record
GUUGUGCCUAGACGCAGGCGGCACGUGCUUUCCUCUCCUCGCUUGUUCGGCAUAUGAGGGCGACAAUGUUGUGACCUGCGGUGUUUACGCUUGCUCCCUGUCGUCACUGUUGUUUGCAAUUAAUCUGUUGCUAGUAGUUACCAGAUGGUCUGUUGCACGCGAUUGUAAAUUAUGAUCCCACUUAGAACGCUGCGCAGGGCUAGCGCUGCUUCUAAUCGUCUGUGUCAAUGCAAAUAUAUUGUCAGGGCUUGUUCAAGCGAUGGAGGUAGCAAAAAGUCCGAUUCCAUAGUAGGUGAUAUCUCCGAGGGACGCAAGCCGUUUAAUAUUUUGCGGGAUGAGUUCAGAGGCUACUUUAAACCGAAGGGCUCUGAAGUACAGGAGCCGCUUUUUCCAAACGAAGUGGAUAUUUUAGUGGUUGGUGGAGGCAUCAUGGGAUCAUCCAUUGCCUACUGGCUCAAGCAGAGAGCGCCCGAGAGUUUCACUUUGGGCGUGUUGGAGCGUGAUUUGACGUAUGCCCGAUCAUCCACAGUGCUGUCAGUCGGAGGAAUAAGGCAGCAGUUCUCAUUGCCUGAAAACGUCCAGCUUUCUCUUUUCAGCGCCGAGUUCCUUAGAAACGUCAAGCAGAACCUUAGUGUUUUGGACUUCGACCCACCUGAUAUACAGUUUCAGCCACACGGCUACCUUUUCCUUGCCUCUGAGAAGGGAGUGGACCAAAUGGUGAAAAACGCGGAAAUGCAGGAGGAACUGGGUGCCAAGAUUGAACUGCUCAAGCCUGAUGUACUUCGGCAGCACUUUCCAUGGAUAAAUACAGAAGGUAUCGCGCUUGCAUCACAUGGUCUAGAGAACGAAGGCUGGUUUGAUCCAUAUGCUCUUCUUACUGCCUUGCGACGAAAAGCAGUCUCUCUCGGAGCACGGUAUCUUAAUGCAGAACUCGUAGGGUUUGAAUUUCAAAGUACAGCUGCACAUCCAGGACCCGACAUAUCAUACGAGCCUGUAAAUCAUGCAUUGGUGAAGACACCAGAUGGAGUGACACGCAAGAUAACCUUUGCCAUUUUGGUGGUGGCUGCAGGCCCACACUCUGGUGAAAUGGCCAAGUUGUUGCGCGUUGGUACUGGACAGGGACUUCUGGAGUUUCCUCUGCCUGUUGAACCUAGGAAGCGCUAUGUGUACGUUGUGCAGUGCCCAGAUGGCCCUGGGCUCAACUUUCCACUGGUUGUAACAUCUGAUGGAGUGUACUGUCGUCGAGAGGGCCUUGGGGGCCACUUUGUUUGUGGCAAGUCACCUGCUCCUGAUGAAGAACCAGACGUUGGGGAUCUUGAUGUGGAUUAUUCAUUCUUCGAUAAGGCAAUUUGGCCAACACUUGCUCACAGGAUUCCAGCUUUCAAGUCCCUGAAGGUGAAAAGUGCCUGGGCUGGAUUCUAUGACUACAACACAUUAGACCAAAAUGGUUGCGUGGGACGGCAUCCUUGUUAUAACAAUGUUUUCUUUGCAACUGGAUUCAGUGGACAUGGCAUCCAGAUGGCACCUGGGGUUGGUAGGGCUGUUAUGGAGCUCAUACUUGAUGGAAAAUAUGUCAGCAUUGACUUAAAACGUUUCGGCUUGGAGAGAUUCAUACAUCAAGAGCCGAUCAAAGAGGCUAUUAUUGUGUAGUGUGACUGCUAGGCUGUUUCAAGGGCACAGUGUAAUGUGUUCCAAAUGAAUUAAAGAAAUUCCAAAUGAAAGAUUUACCUGCUAUGGGACUAUAGUCACCCAUCACGUUUUAUAUUUAUGUAUUGCUGCAGACAAAUGUGAAUGCCUUGAAAAA